Physcomitrium patens is the source of this 1529-nucleotide messenger RNA. Lineage: Eukaryota; Viridiplantae; Streptophyta; Bryopsida; Funariales; Funariaceae. The record is from RefSeq and is a predicted model, not a curated record.
UUCCUUUCCUGGUGAUAUGGCUGGUGAUGAGCUCGUUCGGAGUUUCUGGGAACAAAGAGGAAUUCAAUGGAUCGUGGGGUGCGGGCCGCCCGAUGACGAAAUUGGACAAGGCGAUGGUGAUCUUGAUAUCCUCGGAUGGGUUCAGAUGGGGCUACCACCAGAAGGCACCGAUGCCCAAUAUUGACAGGUUGCGUUUGAACGGCACAGAAGUGGAUGCGGGGAUGAUCCCCGUGUACCCAUCGGUGACUUUUCCAAACCAUUACUCGAGUGUUACGGGACUGUACCCAGCAUGGUAUGGAAUCAUCGGCAACCAUUUCAGUGAUCCAGACCUCAACAGCACGGAGAAGUUUGACAUGCAGAAUAAUGAUCCGAAGUAGUGGCUUGGCGAGCCCAUUUGGGAGACGGUGGUGAAGAGCGGCUUGCACGCGGCGACGUAUUUCUGGCCCGAAUCUGAGGUUGUGAAAGGGCCGUGGAACUACCCUCAAUCCUUUUGCCACCGCUACAACGGCUCGGUGCCCUUCGAGGACCGAGUGGAUGGCGUGUUAGGGUACUUGGAUCUGCCUUCGGAGCUGAGACCCAGCCUGAUCACACUUUACUUUGAGGAGCCGGACGAAGAGGACCACGUUUAUGGACCCGACGCACCGCAGAUCACUGAGCAAAUUGUGCGCAUCGAUCGCAUGGUUGGAAAGCUCAUGGACGGGCUCCAGGAGAGAGGCAUCUUGGACGAUGUCACAAUUAUCAUAAUUGGAGAUCGCGGCAUGCUGGGAACUUGCCCUGACCGGGUGAUAUGUCUCGAAGAUCUCAAACCGUGGAUUGAAAUCCCCGACGACUGGGUCGAUUCCUAUUUCCCCAUUCUGUCAAUUCGGCCACCGUCUGCAGUGGAUGUGCGAUCAGUCCUCAAGAAUAUUACAAAUGGGUUUGCCUCCGGGCAAGUGAAAAAUGCUGAAUUUGUGAACAUAUACCUGAAGGAAGAUUUGCCAGCUCGGUUGCAUUUCCCCGCGGGCAACAGAAUCCAGCCGAUCAUUGGAAUGGUGGCGGAGGGUUACAGAUUGGAAGCUCAGAGGACUAACAAGUCCAUGUGAGCUCACGGCUACGACAACGCGCACCUUUCCAUGAGGACGAUUUUCUUCGCGCACGGGCCUCGAUUUGCGAGAGGCAGGAAAGUGCCAUCGUUCGAGAAUGUGCAGCUGUAUAAUCUCAUGACGUCUGUUCUCGGAAUCUCGGGCGCUGCUAACAAUGGCACGUCUCUCUUCGUGGAAUCUGUUCUGUUGCCGAAAUCCUAAUGUUGGAAAAAUACGCCGAGGGUUUCCAGCCCAAUACCAUACUCGGGGCCACAUUGAUAUCCGCCAGCUUCGAACAUCAGUUAUGUAAUAGUGUCACCAAAACUAGAAGAUCAGGUCUGUAUUCUAUAAGUACAGUGAGAGUGAAGUUCUUUUCUUGUGAAAGAUCAACUUGACUCCCUUAGGUCAUCUGAGAUCAUGUAUAAAUUCAACACACAUGAAAUAUAUCAUCACUUUUGUUUGUGUAAA